AUGAAGUUUAGAAACACCGCGGUGGCCUUGUUAGCCGUAGCCUGCCCAGGCCUCGUGGGGGCGAAGGGACUACGCAAGCUUGACUCAAAGCGACUUCAAGCCGACAUUAAGACUACAAAUCUCAUGGGCAAUUUGGAGGCCUUCAAUGAGAUCGCUCUAGACAACGGAGGGAACCGUGCUUUUGGAUUGCCCGGAUACGCCGCAUCGGUCGACUAUAUCUGGAAGCGUAUUUCGAAAGUCAAAGGCGCCAAGAUCUGGAAGCAGGACGUUCCUGCCUUGUUUGCCUUCGUCAACUCUAUCCAGCUCACGGUGGACGAUGCGCCCAUCUACGUCUAUGGAUUGACGUAUUCGCCAUCGACCAGUGAAGAAGGCAUCACCGCUGAGAUUGUUCUUGGUCCUGAAGGCGCCGCUGGAUGUGAUGCCUCGUCUUACGAUGGUCUUGACGUCGACGGCAAAAUCGUUCUAGUCCAGCGUUUUCGUUGUCCUACUGGAGGCACCCUUGCUGGGCGAGUGAUUCCUGCCGCCGCCGCUGGUGCCUCUGCGGUCAUAAUCUAUCAUGACCUCACUACCAACGUUACUGCUGGCUCACUCAGCGCACCUGACCCUGAGAAACAUGUUCCUGCAGGCUUCAUCACUCUUGCCGAUGGCCUCAAGAUUAAAGCACGACUAGAAGCCGGCGAAACUGCCACGGCUCAUUUUCAACAAUCGCAGACCAUAGAGACGCGGAUUACUCAAAACGUGUUUGCAGAGACCACAGGUGGUGAUCCUCGGAAUGUUAUUAUGCUUGGAGCACAUCUCGACAGCGUCCAGGCAGGUCCUGGAAUCAAUGAUGAUGGAUCCGGGAGUUCAUUGAUUCUUGAACUUUUCCUUGCCUUGUCCAAGUACAAAACGAAGAACACGAUUCGGUUUGCUUGGUGGGGCGCGGAAGAAAAUGGCUUGCUGGGAAGCAGAUACUAUUGCUCAAAUCUCGAUGCAGCCAAAGUCAACGAUUUGCUCGUUUAUCUCAACUACGACAUGGUGGCAAAAGGCUUUUUUGGUGUUGCUGACACCGAUGGAAGCACAUACGGUGUCAAGGCUCCAUCUGGUUCUGAAGUCGUCGAGAAACUCUUUGUCAAUUAUUUCACCAGCAAAGGCCUAGAGGUCACCCCCGCUUCCCUCACAAAUGGCAGCGACUAUGCUCCAUUCUGGCAAAUCCUCAAUAAGCCAUUUGGAUUCUUGCACACCGGUAUGGCUGCUAUUGACUUUCUUCAUCUAUUUUCUAUUUCGUCUAACUCCAUCUUAGGCACCGCUGUCGAGCAGGACCCCUGCUAUCACCAGGCUUGCGACACCAUCGAGAACCCGGACCCAAAGACUCUGACUAUUAAUGCCAAGGCCGCUGCCCAUAUUCUUACCGUUCUUGACCAGAAGGGAACGAAGUUGAUCCCCAAGCAGAAAGUCACUGAUGCCUCGCUCAAAGUCCGACGAAAGCGAGAUGUCGGUCCAGACUUGGGGCAAAUUCCUAAUCUGGAGGCAAUGGGUAUCAGACACCUAGGGUGUGGCUUACAUGAUGUCUAA
Molecule: messenger RNA, 1554 nt
Organism: Ilyonectria robusta
Lineage: Eukaryota; Fungi; Ascomycota; Sordariomycetes; Hypocreales; Nectriaceae
Exons: 5
Coding region: 1-1554 (517 amino acids)
Biological process (GO): proteolysis
Molecular function (GO): metalloexopeptidase activity
Source: RefSeq, a predicted model, not a curated record